ACACAAGCUUGAAAAGCUUAUAAUACGUUUGGCUAUUUACCAGAUUACCCACUUAUAAUCCAAACAAAAACUCAAAUCCAAACUCGCUAAAAAAUUCGAACCCCGCAGAGGCGCAGACUAUAAAUAUGAUCACAGAUGCUCUCCAACUCCUCUCUCUCCCCAAUCACAAAUCACCAUAUCUAGACUACUUCUCGCCUGAGAUUCUUAAUCUCUCAUCUUCCUCAAGAUUUCAUUUCAGAUAUGAAGAGCCCCCAGACUUGUUCUUCUUGCAGACACAACAGAAUCAAAUGCGACCCAGAUUGUUGGCUGGCCCCGUACUUCCCUGCCCAUGUGCACCAGAAAUACAAGAAAGCCCAGCAGGUGUUCGGCAAAAGUUACAUGACCAAGUUGCUCAAGAGCCUCCACCAGACCCCUCACAAAAGAAGCACUGCCAUGAAGAACAUCAGAGCCGAAGCCGAUAUCCGCAGCGCCGACCCGGUCGGCGGUUGUUAUGGUGUUGUGAAGGAGCAAUGUGCUGUUAUAAGGAGACUGGAGAGGGAGAUUGCAGAGCAAGAGGAGGAGCUCCGCCGCUUGCUCAGUCAACUUGGUGGUGGAGGAGGAGGAGGGUCUGUUAAUGUGGCUAUGGCACAACCACCUUUGGCCACCGCCAUGUAUCAAGAACAGGGCUACAACACUUUUCAGCAGAAUCUUGAAGAACAGAAUUACAAUGCAAGUCAAGGAUAUGAUCAAGAACAGGGCAACUUUGCUCAAGGAUUUCCUCAUGUUCAUCAAGAAGAGGGCAACAUUGUUCUAGGAUAUCGAAUUCGACAAGAACAGACUAACAUUGAUGCUCAAAGUCAAGGAUAUGUUCAGGCACCCACUCAUCAUCAACAGCUUCUUCCAGAGCCUAAUCAAGAACAGGGCGACAUUUUUGAUUUCAGGGAUGAAGUUGUUGUACUUGUGCCAGAACAUGAUGGUCUCGAGCCUCAACCCUCGACCCAAUUCAGGUGAGCACAAGUGCAGUGACAUAAUAGGCAGGCUUCACAGUUCAUAUCAAUUUGCAAAUGGUAAGAAUAGAUAGAUGAGGUCUCAUUUGGCCGCUGUUUGUUUGAAUGUCAUAUAACCUAGCUUUCUGCGCAUCAGAUAGAGUACAAGACAAAAAGAAUCAAGUCUAGAUGGUGCAGGCAACUUCUUAGAUUCAUAGUUGAGUUGUAAAGAACCAAUAUCAAGGUUGUGACUGUCCUUCCUGGUUCCAGUUAUGUAGUAUAGGUGAGUGUUGAGUUGUAAAGAACCAAUAUCAAGGUUGUGACUGUCCUUCCUGAUUCCAGUUAUGUAGUAUAGAUGAGUGUUGAGUUGUAAAGAACCAAUAUCAAGCUUGUAACUAUCCUUCCUGAUUCCAAUUAUGUAGCAUAAGUGAGUGGUAAAGAUAUGCAUUCUUUCUUAAAAAGCAAUGUAGAAACUGUAUGAUCUCUAGAGAAUAUAUUCUUUCAA
Molecule: messenger RNA, 1470 nt
Organism: Rosa rugosa (rugosa rose)
Lineage: Eukaryota; Viridiplantae; Streptophyta; Magnoliopsida; Rosales; Rosaceae
Product: protein LATERAL ORGAN BOUNDARIES-like
Exons: 2
Coding region: 241-990 (249 amino acids)
Source: RefSeq, a predicted model, not a curated record